Xyrauchen texanus (razorback sucker) is the source of this 3622-nucleotide messenger RNA. RefSeq names its product melanotransferrin-like. Gene Ontology annotation, biological process: iron ion transport. Gene Ontology annotation, cellular component: early endosome; extracellular region; recycling endosome. Bases 191 to 2365 code for a protein of 724 amino acids. The record is from RefSeq and is a predicted model, not a curated record. Lineage: Eukaryota; Metazoa; Chordata; Actinopteri; Cypriniformes; Catostomidae. The transcript has 16 exons.
UCACAUUUGAGUCCAUAAAUCCCGAAAUUGUCUGAUCAUCGAGGUCGUUUUAUGAUAAGGUGCUAUAGAGCCAUCUCCGGUCCAGUUAUGUCGAAGAGCUGACUUGUAUUUUGGACUUUGAAACAGACUCUCAAAUAUAAACCUAGAAGUCUUGGACUACCUCACACCUGCACACACUCAUCAGUCAGAGAUGGACACGUGGGCUUUUUUAACCAUUCUGCUUGCCUUUGCGCAUUAUGUGUCUGGACAGAGUGCCAUAAGGUGGUGCGCUAUUUCCCCCGCGGAGGAGUCCAAGUGUAAAGCCAUGGCUCAGGCCUUCACAAACGCCGCAAUUCGGCCAACACUGCGCUGUGUUCUGGCCUCAUCUAAAUCCGAAUGCGCUGAAAAACUCACCAAAAAUGAAGUUGAUGCUUUUUCAGCCAGUGUUAAAGACAUAUAUGACAUUGCUAAGCAAGCUAGCUUCAAAAUCGCAGCUGGAGAGUCUGCAGGAGAUGGGAAGGGAAUAACGUACUAUGCUGUUGCUGUGGUUAAAAGGAAAAAUUCAGCCAUCAGCAUCAACAAUCUAAAGGGGAAGAAGUCUUGUCACACUGGCAAGCACCGCACAGUUGGCUGGAAUGUCCCUGUUGGGUAUUUGAUUGACAGUGGAAGGAUGUCUGCUAUGGGGUGUGACAUUGCUCAAGGGGUUGCUGACUUCUUUAACGCCAGCUGUGUCCCAGGGGCUAAGGAUGACCCUGCAUCCCUGUGUCAGCUGUGUGCAGGAGACGGGUCAGGAAACUUUAAGUGUGAUGAAAACACCAAUGAGAAAUACUAUUCAUAUGAUGGGGCAUUUAGGUGCUUGGUUGAGGAUGCAGGGGAUGUUGCCUUUGUGAAGCACACCACUGUAGGCGAGAACACUGAUGGUAAGGGGGACUCAUGGACUCAAGGCUUGCACUCAGAUGACUAUCAGCUCCUUUGUCGGGACGGCACCCGCAGUCCAGUCAAUGAUUAUGAGAGAUGCCAUCUGGCUCGGGUGCCAUCAAGAGGCAUAGUUGUACAUAAUGACAUCAGCAGUUCGGUGGUUUACAACAUGUUGCGUGAGGGACUGCAAAAGUCUGGGUUCUCCAUGUUCUCCUCGGCAUCCUUCUCUGGGAACGACCUGUUGUUCAGUGACGCUUCAACAACUUUUAUCUCAGCUGGACAUGAAAACUAUAUUGAGUGGAUGGGCCGAAGAUACUAUGCCAUAUUAAGAGCUAUAGACUGCUCAGAGUCUGAUGUUCCCUCUCAUCUCACCUGGUGUGUCCUUUCUCAUGGAGAGCAGCAGAAAUGCGCAGACAUGGCCGUGGCUUUCAAAAGCAAAAACAUUAUUCCUGAUAUUAAGUGUCUCAACGGCAAAUCUGUGGAGGAUUGUAUGCAGAAAAUUAAAAACAAGGAAGCUGAUGCCAUCACUCUUGAUGGAGGCUACAUCUACACAGCAGGAAAGAGUUUUGGGCUGAUACCUGCUGCUGGGGAGAGCUACACAGGAGACACUGAUGGCAGCAUUUAUUAUGCCGUAGCUGUGCUGUGGAAGAGAAACGGAGACAUCCAGAAACUCAGUGACCUCAAGAAUAAGCGCUCUUGUCACACAGGUUAUGGCAGGACUGCAGGCUGGAACAUUCCCUUGGGUGUGCUCAUAGAAAAAGGCAUUAUCAGACCACAGAAAUGCCAACUGGCCAAAGCUGCUGGGGAGUUCUUUAAUUCUGCCUGUGUUCCUGGAGCCAAUCAGGAUGGUAUCCCCAGUAACCUUUGUGAGCAGUGCAUCGGAGACUCCAGUGGUCAAAACAAGUGUGUCAAGGGCAAGGAUCUGUAUGAUGGUUACAAUGGAGCCUUCAGGUGCCUCGUUGAAGAUCAUGGUGAUGUGGCCUUUGUCAAACAUUCCACUGUUUUCCAGAACACAGAUGGAAAUAAUACAGAGCCUUGGGCAGUAAACUUGGACUCCAGGGAGUUUCAGCUGCUUUGCUCACAGGAGUCUCGUGCUGAAGUCACUCAGUAUAGUAAGUGCAACCUGGCCCGUGUCCCCUCCCAUGCUGUUAUGGUACGACCCGAUAUAAACCACCACCUUGUCUUUGGUCUUCUGGACAAAGCUCAGGAAUUCUUUGGAGUUAAUACUGUCUCAGGAUUUAAGAUGUUUGACUCCAAAGCAUAUGAGGGAUCAGACCUGAUUUUCAAGGACUCAACAAUCUCUUUGAUUGGCGUGGAUGAGAAGAAGACUUACGAGGAGUGGCUUGGCCAAAGUUAUCUGGAUGCGGUGAUGGCCAUGGAGUGCUCAGCGUCCUCAACAGUAUUUUCCUCAUCUUCACUUUUACUGAUGAGCAUUGCAAGCUCCCUGGUGUAUCUGUUGGCUUUGUAGCAGGUCUGCCAGCCAUGACAUGGGCCUUCGGUGGUGUCAUCUUUUCCUGAAUCUGACCAUCCCACCAAUUCUAAUAUAUUUACCAUUUCACUGACUUAAGCAGAAUCUAAAGCUUUUUUCAAGUUUAAAUGAUUGAAAUGCACUAAGCAAUACGUGGGCUAAAUUCUUUUUUAACUAGAAUCAUAACAACUUGUUAUUUUCAAGACCAUCUCUGUUAUUUCUGAAUGCUGUGGGCAAUAGCCAUAUCAGUGCAUAUGCUUUGCCUGUUACAUAUUUAUUGCACAAUGUUUAUUCCCACUGAUAAAGGCUACAUUUUAUUAUUUUAUGAGCUACUUGAAGGCACAGGCCAUAUCAGUGAAUAUGCUGUGUCUAGCACUUUUCUUUUUGACAUUUAUUAUGUAACUGCAUACAGUAUACACUUAAGUCUUACUACUGAGUGGAUUGGACUUAAUUGAUUGUUUUCCUCUCUUAUUCUUCCCAGACUGAAAGCAGAAGGAAAUAUCAUUUCAAAGUUUAUAAGUUGUUUACCUUUAAUUUCUUUCUUUAUUAUUGGUAUUUUCUUUGCUUUGUAUUCACAAAUCAACCACAUAUUGUAAAAAAAUAACAGUUUUCAUCAAUCUGCUAAAUGGUCACUGAGAUGGAACAAGACCUUUGAUUGUGAUACACUCAGCAAAGCAUUGUUGUCAUACCUGAGGGGUAGUACUUCUUUGCCUGCACACUCUAUUCUGUUGCAACAUUGUCACAAACCCUUUGUUUCUGGAUUCAGUUGGUAUUGUUCCAAUGCAAAUGUUAAAUCCAAUUUACUAAAAACCGGGUCAAACCGGGAACUUAACAAGUGCCUUUUGUCCAAAACCCAGUAAUCACAGCGGCACAAUGGAGUUCUAGCAGAUGAAUUACAGGUGCAUAAUAAAUCACUUCUCACUGGACUACUGCUAUAGAUUAUAUAGAUUAUUGAUAUUUCCUUCAGCUUGCUUUGUUUUCACUGCAGUGUGCAUUUUUGUUGAUUGUUUUAUUACAGUAUCACUUAUAAUUGUAUGUGUUUAUAUGAGAGAGUUCUAUUCAGAUACCAUAUCAGUGUAUAUGUGCUGACAAAUUGUACUUCAUUAAUGCUUGUCUUUGUCCAUUUGUUGCAAUUUCUUCAAUGAAAUGAUUGAAAUGUAACUAAUAUUUAGUUGCCAGGCCAGUGCGUCUGCUCAAGUAUUACCACAUACUGCCUACAUAGGCUUCUAUUCUUUAAAAUAAACAAGGAUCAUUAAA